AUGGCAGAGUCGAGUACCACAGCUGGGAAGAGAAAGUGCUCCCAAGAUCCGCAAGUGGAUGAGAAGCUCGUUCCCAAGCAAGGUCCAAGCUUCUGUUCCACUCGCUAUGGGAUAGCCUUUAUCGUACAUAUCUGCAACCUCAUAGCGGUAGCACAGUGUGUUGUCAUGAACAUCACUAUGGUAGCCAUGGUCAACAGCACGGACCAUCAGCUCCAGUUUAAUGGCUCUGCCAAGGGGCUGCCUGGUGACUCAUUCGGUGGCCUGAAUAAUGCCCCAGACAGUCUUCCUGCAGGGGCCCCCAUGUACGACUGGAGCCCUCAAAUUCAGGGCAUCAUCUUUAGUUCUGCCAACUCUGGCAUGAUGCUGACACUGGCCCUCAGUGGGUACCUGGCUGGAAGAGUAGGCACGAAGAGAGUGGUUGGUGUUUCGUUGUUUGCAUCCUCACUCCUCAGUAUCCUCACCCCCCUGGCGGCUGAGCUCGGACUAGUUUGCCUCAUUGCAACUCGAAUAGUCCAGAGCCUAAUACAGGGAUCAACAUUUGGGGGUCAGUAUGCACUUUGGGAGAAAUGGGGUCCUCCACAUGAACGAAGUCGACUCUGCUCCAUUGGCUUAUCAGGAAUGAUGCUGGGAACCUUCUUCAUCAUCCUCCUGGGUGGCAUCAUCUGCCAAACCCUUGGGUGGCCUUUUGCCUUCUAUAUCUUGGGAGGCAUCGGCUGUGUCUACUGCCUUCUCUGGUUUGUUCUGGUUUAUGAUGACCCCGUCUCUCACCCAUGGAUAAACAUCACAGAAAAAGACUAUAUCAUAUCCUCCUUGGCCCACCAGAUACAGGUCAGCCCUUGUAAGCAGCCUCUUCCCAUCACGGCCAUGCUCAGGUCACUACCGAUUUGGUCCAUGUGUGUCUGCGGCUUUGGCCAUCAGUGGCUAACAGUCACACAGAUCGUGUACACACCAACUUACAUCAGCUCUGUGUUCAACGUUAACAUGAGAGAUAAUGGGUUCCUGUCUGCCCUUCCCUUUAUCAUCGCCUGGAUCUUUGGUAUCCUGGGAGGUCAAAUGGCAGAUUUCCUCCUGACCAAGAAUUUUAGGCUUAUUACUGUGAGGAAAACUGCCACAUUUCUAGGAAAUUUCCCAUCUUCAGUGCUCCUUGUGGUUCUGCCCUACCUCACCCCCAGCUACAUCACGACAAUGACCAUCCUAACGCUCUCGUGUGGACUAUGCGCCAUAUGUCAGUCAGGGAUCUAUAUCAAUGCCUUAGAUAUUGCUCCAAGACAUUCCAGUUUUCUCAUGGGAGCCACAAGGGGAUUCGCAUACAUAGCAGCAAUCCUCGCACCCACCGUCAAUGGGUUUCUCCUCAAUCAGGACCCUGAAUUUGGGUGGAGAAAUGUCUUCUUGUUGUUGUUUGCCAUUAACCUACUAGGACUGAUCUUCUACCUUAUAUUUGGAGAAGCAGUUGUCCAAGACUGGGCAAAGGAGAGGAAACUCACUCAUUUAUGAAGUUAUUCCACCUUGAUAUGAUGGAGAGUCACCGGGCACCUUCCUUCACAAAUGAGAAGCCUUUGGUGAUGAAAAUACCAACAGAAAGAAUUUCAUUUGCCUGGUUCUUUUCGAAUCUGAGAUCAGUUCUUUAUGUUACUAAGCUUUCUUUUUGAGGAAAAUGUAAGAAGAAUGAAAAUUCCAAUAAAGUAAUAGC
This is a messenger RNA of Odobenus rosmarus divergens (Pacific walrus), 1690 nucleotides long. RefSeq names its product solute carrier family 17 (sodium phosphate), member 3 (gene SLC17A3). The transcript is spliced from 12 exons. Gene Ontology annotation, molecular function: urate transmembrane transporter activity; toxin transmembrane transporter activity; voltage-gated monoatomic anion channel activity. The coding region runs from base 1 to 1494 and encodes 497 amino acids. The record is from RefSeq and is a predicted model, not a curated record. Lineage: Eukaryota; Metazoa; Chordata; Mammalia; Carnivora; Odobenidae. Gene Ontology annotation, biological process: transmembrane transport; urate transport; monoatomic anion transport.